Messenger RNA from Paramisgurnus dabryanus, 4333 nucleotides. The record is from RefSeq and is a predicted model, not a curated record. NCBI's taxonomy places the organism in Eukaryota, Metazoa, Chordata, Actinopteri, Cypriniformes, Cobitidae.
GGAUGUAAGAGUUUGUAAAGUAAAAAAUUUUCACCGUGGUUCGACACAGCUUAAUGUCUGAGGAGAGAAUCAAGAAGUAAAAUCCACUCAGAUGGCCUCCACAUUGUGGGAUCACCUCCCAAUGUUGGUGGGCAAUGAUACUGAACUUAAAGACAACAGCAGCUGUUUCAGUUCCACACAGAGCACUGUACUGAAGGGUGUAAAUUUUGGUGGAGUGCCCAUAGUUCUGCUUCUUGACUUCAUAGUCUUCCUGGUGCUGCUGUUGAUUUUCACUCUGAUCCGAAGGAAACUGUGGGAUUAUGGGAGGCUUGCGCUAGUUGCAGAGACCGAAGGGUUCAGCACAGCCAAAAACCGACGCUACAGCAGAAUGACGUCACAGAUGAGCACAGAUGAGCCAGAGUACGAGAGGGGUUGUUGUUCUUGGCUCUCCUUCAUCUUCAGAAUGGAUGAAACUAUGAUCAAGGAGAGAUGUGGUGUGGAUGCGAUACAUUAUCUGUCAUUUCAGAGGCACCUGAUAUUUCUGCUGUGUGUCAUCUGUGUACUGUCUGUAGCCAUCAUCCUCCCAGUCAAUCUGAGUGGUGAACUGCUGGGCAAUAAUCCAUACAGUUUUGGCAGAACCACCAUUGCGAAUCUUCAGAAAGGUGAUAAUCUGCUUUGGCUACACACAGUGUUUGCUGUUCUGUAUCUCAUACUCACGGUGGCAGUCCUGAAACGCCAUACAUCUAAAAUGAAAGGGAGUAAAAAAGAAAAUGCUAGAAAUACUCUGUUUCUGAGAUCUGUUCCCAACGAAGCCAGUGAUGAGAGUAUAAAAACUCACUUUGUGGAAGCGUACCCUUCCUGUCAAGUGACUAGUGUUAACUUGUGCUAUGAUGUUGCCAAACUGAUUGAACUGGCCAGAAAUAGAAAGCAUGCAGAAAAAAACCUGCAACAUUACAAUAAGAUCCUGGAGCGGUACGGGCGGCGUGAGGUCAUCAACCCGCGACCCUGCAGCCACCUGUGUUGCUGUUGCCAUUGUCAGAGUUGUGAAAAUGUUGACGCUAUAGAUUACUACAGCUCACAGGAAGCUGCUCUGGUGGAGGAGAUCAAUAGACUCAAGGAAAAUGAACAACUGUCUUCUCUGGGCAUGGCCUUUGUUUCCCUACAGACUGAAUAUAUGGCCUCUUAUAUUCUAAAAGAUUUUAAUGCGCUGGAUUGUGGAGGCGGUGCUGGGGGUGUGGUGGGAGAAGAAAUGGGUGGAGUAAUUACAUGUGGGUGUGGGCGGGAGCCUCAGCCAUCCUCUAAAAGCACAGAGCUGAGGGUGCGAAGAUGGAAAGUGAGGUACGCCCCUCAUCUAUACAACAUCUACUGGGAGAAUUUGUCCAUACGGGGUUGGAAAUGGUGGGUGCGUUGCCUGCUGCUAAAUAGCUUUCUCUUUAUCAUCCUCCUCUUCCUCACGACUCCCUCCAUCAUUAUCAGCACCAUGGACAAGUUUAACGUUACCAAGCCCAUUGCCUCCCUGAAUAAUGCCAUUAUCAGCCAGUUCUUCCCAACCCUUCUUCUGUGGACCUUCUCUUCCCUGUUGCCUACGGUAGUUUAUUACUCUACUUUAUGGGAAGCCCACUGGACCAGAUCCAGUGAGAACAUGAGCAUGCUGUACAAACUUUACACCUUUUUGAUCUUCAUGGUGUUGAUUUUGCCAUCACUCGGUCUUUCCAGUCUGGACGUGUUUCUUCGCUCGGUUUUUGACCCAAAGGGGAGUUUAAGGUUGGAGUGUGUGUUUUUACCCGAUCAGGGGUCUUUCUUUGUGAAUUACGUGAUCGCCGCAGCGCUGGUGGGCUCUGGGAUGGAGCUGCUGCGUUUGCCAGGAUUACUGCUAUACAUUGUGCGCCUGGCACUUGCGAAUUCAGCUGCCGAGAGGAAAUACGUUAAACAGCAUCAGGCUUACGAGUUUCAGUACGGAGCCGUGUACGGAUGGAUGCUGUGUGUGUUCACUGUCAUCAUGGCCUACAGCAUCACUUGUCCUGUCAUCGUCCCUUUUGGUUUGCUGUAUCUCUUACUCAAACACCUGGUGGACAAACACAACCUGUACUUUGCUUACUUGCCGGCCUGCCUUGAUCGGAAAGUUCAUCUGGGAGCUGUCAAUCAAGCGUUGGCUGCACCAAUCAUAUGCUUGUUCUGGCUUUACUUCUUCUCUGUGCUUCGGCAAGGGUUCAUGGCAGUCACAUCUUUGUUUACAUUAGUGGUUUUGAGCUUGACCAUCUUUAUCUGUAUAAGUUACACCUGCUUCGGACACUUCAAAUAUCUCAGCCCUCACAACUACAAUGUUAAGGAGGAAGAUGAAAAUGCUACAGAGAGCUCAUCUUCAUUGGUUUAUCUACCCAAAGUUCUAAACCCAGACUCAUCGUCACAUGCCCCCGAAAGGUGCAGCACACACCAGUCAUACGGGACGACAGAUAUAAACCCGUCCAUCCUCAGCACUGAGGAAGACUCUCCUAACUUAAAUACCUAAUGAAAUCACUAAACACAACCAAUCAGAGGCCAUCAAUCCACAUCUGCCAACCUCCACAACUGCUCUCCUACCUCAAGAAAAUGACCAAAAUGACUGGAAGGUGCAGUUUUUUUUGGCUAGUUGUGGGAAUAUAUAUAUGGUAUAUUAUCAAACACAGAUGGGAAGUCUUGCGAAACAAAUCAGACACAAAAGAUUUUACAUUAGAUUAUUUUUGUUAAUGAUCCUAAAUAAUUUAACACAGAAAACGCUGAUGUUAAUUUCCUUACAAAAGCGGCAUUACCAAUGAGUACAAGGUAGGUCUAGUGUGUAAAAGUGCACGUGAACUCCCAGGUGUCUUGUUACAAUUUAUUCGACGUUAUAACUGUAAGUAAGUGUAAAACUAAAUGUGUGUGCUUCUGAGAGAACUCGCAUACAGGUUAUGCAUAAAAAUGUAAUUGUUUUAAAUCAAAGUUUUAUUCAAAUAUGUUUAUAUUGACUGAGAAAUUAAAAACAUUUCAUAGGAUUGUUGUGUGUCUACUUGUACAGUACAGCUAUCUGUAUGGCCAUCUGAGUGAGGACAAAUACAGUAAAGUGAAGACCAGCCAAUAUGUCCUCACUUUACUCUCUUUGUCCUCCCUCCGAUACUCUUACAGAUAACUGUACGGCCCCUUUAAAGGGCUCUUUGGGGGUACGACUUGGGUUUAGGUUUGGAUUUUGAAUUGUGUUAGGGUUGGGUUAAGAAUUAGGGUUAGGACUUGUUUGAGAGAGCGAAUAUUGAAUUGAAUGAUAAGUUGCUGUUUAAAGCUCAUCAUCAGUAGGUGGCACUGUUGCUUUCUGAACUGCUGGGAAAAGCCUUUAAUUCUGUCAUAUGGGACUAGUGAAAUAUAUUUCUCUUCUCAUUACUGUAAGAAAUUCAACAGUUAUGCAAUGUAAAGUAUUGUAAGUGAAAAUAUCAAUGUCUGGUUUUUGUCUAUGUAAAGAGAAGAAAGUGUUUUAUGUAAUUUUUGAUAUGUUCUUUAUAUGAAAAAGGAAUUAUAAUCUAUGACUGGUUAGAUGUUUCAUAGACCAUACAGUGAGUCUAUUGUCUUUAACAUCCUAAUAAUGGAUGAAUGAAAAUCACAGAUUUCGUGUGACUCCAGGACAGUGCAAAAUCUUCUUGUUUCUGCAGUUACCCAUUACAAACUCCAGAAUCAAGGGUUUAAAGUCUUUUAAGAACAGAAACCGAUCUGAUAAUGAUACCAUGGGACUACUUGGUACUCAUCAGCUGGUUUACUUAAAUUUUUUUUUUGCACAAGAUUUUUUGGUGCAUUUUUACUGUAACCUAAAUGCCAAAAACCAAAUGCUUACCAUGUAAAUGAAUAUAAAGCAUACAUACAUUUUUAUUCUGUGAAAUUCAAUGUUUGCACCUCUAUAAACCUUCAGGUUAAAUCAUUUUUUAAAUCUGUUUUUGAUUUACUUUCACCUGCAUUCAACUUACAGUUUUGUGCAUAUGAGUUUUAUAAAAUGCUUUUAUAUUUUCUGAAACAAAUGAAAGUGAAAUUUGUCAAUCAAUUAUAAACUCGAGAUUUAUUUCCAGAGACAAUUUCUAGAUUCUUAUGGGUAAUUGUUAAGAUUGACAGCUGCCCUGUCAGGAAAAAAGGUCAAAAUGGUCCCAAACUGUACCAUUUAAAAAAGUCCUAAUGCGUUUCAUUUAGAUACAGAUAUGUACAGUGUUCGAAUUGAAUGGGGCUGGGGUGGUCCUGGCCCCCUAUCAAGCACAAAAAUUUUAUUAAAAUACUACAUGAAUUUAAAAUGAUUGUGCUAAACUGCCACAGAUCAAUACUGUCUAUUAUUUGUCCAAAUUUUACAAUAAACUUAUCCAAAAGA